UAUAUAUAUAUAUCUGUAUACAUAUAGAUAUAAACAAAUUAUUGCAAAAAAAAAAAAAAAUGGACAUUUGUAGCUUAUUGAAUUCAACAACGACGACUAAGAAGAGUACGACAGCAACCAAGGCUAAACGUUACACAUGCAAUUGGGAAGAAUGUACAAAAGGCUUCACAAGACGAUCUGAUCUUGCACGACACAAGCGUAUUCAUACAGGUGAAAGACCUUACCACUGUGAAUGGGAAGGAUGUGAAAAACAAUUUAUUCAACGAUCUGCUCUUACAGUUCAUUUAAGAACGCAUACAGGUGAAAGACCUCAUGUGUGUGAACAUUGUCAAAAGUCCUUUGGGGAUUCCUCUUCUUUAGCAAGACAUCGUAGAACUCAUACAGGGAAUCGUCCCUAUUAUUGUCAUCAAUGUCAAAAAUCCUUUACAAGAAAGACAACGCUUUCAAGGCACCAAGGACAUAUGCAUCCUAAGUCUUCUAUUCAAUCCACUAGCAAUCGUGAUCCUUUAACACCACCUCCUAUAGAACAACAUCUACCAUUAUUGUCAUUCAAAGAUAGUAGUACAGAUCAUUUUAUUCCCUCUUCUCUUUUCCCUUCAAAUCAUUUACCGCCUCCGUUUCCUACUUUACAUUAUUAUUCACCUCGUUUCCCCCUUCUUUAGAUGCUGCUAUAUCUAUCUUUGUUCACUCUUAUAUAUACCCCUCUUCUCUUCUCCACUAUCUCCCUUCUUUGUGACUUUCUCCCCUUCCCCUCCCCCUUUUUUUUGAUGAAGGGUUGUAAAUAAUAACAGAAAGUUCCUUCUUUAUCUAAUAAUUACUAAUUACAAAUAAUUAAUUAAGACUAUAUAAAAGGAAAUUUUAAAA
Molecule: messenger RNA, 864 nt
Organism: Cokeromyces recurvatus
Lineage: Eukaryota; Fungi; Mucoromycota; Mucoromycetes; Mucorales; Mucoraceae
Exons: 1
Coding region: 60-662 (200 amino acids)
Biological process (GO): regulation of transcription by RNA polymerase II
Cellular component (GO): nucleus
Molecular function (GO): DNA-binding transcription factor activity, RNA polymerase II-specific; RNA polymerase II cis-regulatory region sequence-specific DNA binding
Source: RefSeq, a predicted model, not a curated record